CGUAUACAGCAGCUCGCCUAUGGUGGAAACUUGGUUCUAUCUAAACGAUCUCGAGUCACUGACCGGUUGAAAAUUGAAUGCUACCACCAAAUACGAAUACUGAAACAGCUUUCCUGAAACCACGUGCACCAUCCAAACUGGCUUCUUUCAACGUUCGCACACUUAUGCAGGUCGGACAACAGAUAGGGCUGGCUAUGUCUUUAGAAAGUCUUAAUAUCGACGUUUGUUGUCUAUCCGAGACCCAUAUUCAAGACUCUGGUGAAGUACUACAAAUUCACUCUCCAUCUGUCUCUUCAGAGGGCUUGUUUUACGUGCGUUUAUCCAGAGACUUUGUGGCAUCUUCGUCUGGUCUUUCUGGCGUUGGUGUCGCACUAAGCGCUAGAGCUGAGGCAGCACUAAUCGAUUGGAUCCAAUUAACAGUCUGUUAUGUGAUGUUAGAUCAGAAAGUUCCAUUAAAGUGAGAAGAAAUCGGCGUGAGAAACGAUGUCUUUUCGUCAUCUCCGCCUAUGCCCCGACAGAUUGCAGCCCGGAUGCAAUCAAGAAUGAGUUCUACCACCAGUUAACUGUUCUUCUGAAAGUGCGUUCGACAGGUAUUGUAGUACUAGCCGGAGACUUGAAUGUUCAGGUCGGGCGUUAAGGCACAGAAGAGAGUCGUUUAGGUGGCCGAUGGGGAUUUGUUGGUCGCAGGACAGAUAACGGGGAACGUCUACUGAAACUAUGCACAGACCACAACCUGUUUCUGGCUAGCACUAACUUUCAGCACAGUCAUCACCGAUGUGCCACCUGGCGUCCUUCUGCAUCUCAAGCCUGAACUCAGAUUGAUCACAUCGCGAUCAGCUACCGCUGGUGUGGUUGUGUACAAGACUGCCGCUCCUUUUGGAGUACCUAUCUGGACUCUGAUCAUGCCCUGGUCUGCGCC
This is a messenger RNA of Schistosoma spindalis, 919 nucleotides long. The record is from the annotation of a GenBank genome assembly. NCBI's taxonomy places the organism in Eukaryota, Metazoa, Platyhelminthes, Trematoda, Strigeidida, Schistosomatidae.